Molecule: messenger RNA, 1161 nt
Organism: Darwinula stevensoni
Lineage: Eukaryota; Metazoa; Arthropoda; Ostracoda; Podocopida; Darwinulidae
Source: the annotation of a GenBank genome assembly
AUGUCGUUCUGGUUCCACGCCUCGUCCGCAUUGGCCAUCCGGCUCGGCCUCGUGUACUACGGCAAGCUGCAAGACGAACAGUUCCUGGUGAAAUACACCGACGUGGACUACCACGUCUACACGGACGCGGCUCGGCACGUCCACGAAGGCGGCUCGCCCUACGACCGACACACCUACCGCUACUCCCCCCUCCUGGCCUAUCUCAUGCUGCCCAACCUCCUCCUCAGCCCCCACUUCGGGAAGGCCCUGUUCUGCCUGGCCGACAUCCUCUGCGGGUACCUCAUCCACCGCAUGCUGAGAGACCGGCACGGAACGAAGACCGCGACCCGGUGCGCCUGGCUGUGGCUCUACAACCCGCUCCCGAUCGUGGUCUCGAGUCGAGGCAACGCGGACUCCCUCGUCGCUCUCCUCACCCUGGCGACCGUCUGGUUCCACCAGAAAGGGCAGGUCGUCAAGGAGGGAUUCGUCUUGGGGCUGGCCAUUCACUUCAAGAUCUUCCCUGUCCUCUACUCCCUUCCGCUGUACCUCAGCCUGUCGGAUUCGAAGUGCGACUGGAAGAGGGCGCUCUUCCCUCCCAACCGGAAGCAAGUCAAGCUCACUCUCUUCACCGUGCUCACGUUUCUCGCUCUCUUUGUCGCCUUCUACGCGUCGUACGGAUGGGAUUUCGUCCACGAGACGUACUUGUAUCACGUGAUGCGCCGAGACACGAGGCACAACUUCUCGGCCUUCUUCUACCUGCUGUAUCUCAGCCUGCCCGACACACCGCGGUUGCUCUCGUUCGUCCUGCUCCUGCCCCAGGCGGUCCUGGUCCUGCAGUCGGCGCUGGAGCUGUACCGGCCGGCGACGCUCCACCUGAGCCUGUUCCUGCAGACGGUGGUCUUCGUGACCUUCAACAAGGUCGUGACCUCCCAGUACUUCCUGUGGUACCUGGCGCUGCUCCCGCUGGUCGCCCCGCGCCUGCGGCUCAGCGUCCUGCACGCGGCGGUGCUGGUGGUGAUCUGGGGGUUCGCCCAGGCGUCGUGGCUCCUGCCGGCGUACUUCCUCGAGUUCGAGGGCCGCAACGUCUACCUGUACGUGUGGAUCGAGAGUCUCGCCUUCCUGUGUGCCAACAUUGGGGUGGUGGGGAAGUUGGUCAAGUCCUACCACGUUGGAGAUGAUUGA